Propithecus coquereli (Coquerel's sifaka) is the source of this 1665-nucleotide messenger RNA. RefSeq names its product acidic (leucine-rich) nuclear phosphoprotein 32 family, member B (gene ANP32B). The transcript is spliced from 7 exons. Gene Ontology annotation, cellular component: nucleus. NCBI's taxonomy places the organism in Eukaryota, Metazoa, Chordata, Mammalia, Primates, Indriidae. Bases 355 to 1134 code for a protein of 259 amino acids. The record is from RefSeq and is a predicted model, not a curated record. Gene Ontology annotation, molecular function: histone binding. Gene Ontology annotation, biological process: regulation of apoptotic process.
GCCGGGCCGCCGAGCCGAGCGGCGCCGCGUGGGGCCGAGUGGAGCCGAGCAGCCGCCGCGCCGCGUCGCCGGUUUAAGCGCAGUGCGGGGCCGCGGCCGGGGGCGGCGGUAGUGAGACCAGCGCUGCGCUCCAGCCCCCUUUUCCCUCCAUGGUUUCUCUCCGCUCCCGUGAGUAACUUGGCUCCGGGGGCUCCGCUCGCCUGCCCGCACGCCGCACGCCGCCCGGGACCGCGCCGUCGGCCUCUGCCGCGAGCAGACCCCUUCCGACGGCCCUCGCUGUGCAGGCCGGGACGCCUCUCCCCCCUCCGCCCCCGCCGCGGAAAGUUAAGUUUGAAGAGGGGGGAAGAGGGAAACAUGGACAUGAAGAGGAGAAUCCACCUGGAGCUGAGGAACCGGACCCCGGAAGCGGUUCGAGAACUUGUCUUGGACAAUUGCAAAUCAAAUGAUGGAAAAAUUGAGGGCUUAACAGCUGAAUUUGUGAACUUAGAGUUCCUCAGUUUAAUAAAUGUAAGCUUGAUUUCAGUUUCAAAUCUCCCCAAGCUACCUAAAUUGAAAAAGCUUGAGCUCAGUGACAAUAGAAUCUUUGGAGGUCUGGACAUGUUAGCAGAAAAACUUCCCAAUCUCACACAUCUAAACUUGAGUGGAAAUAAACUGAAAGAUAUCAGCACCUUGGAACCUUUAAAAAAAUUAGAAUGUUUAAAAAGCCUGGACCUCUUUAACUGUGAGGUUACUAACCUGAAUGACUACCGAGAGAGUGUCUUCAAGCUCCUGCCCCAGCUGACCUACCUGGAUGGCUAUGAUCGAGAGGACCGGGAAGCCCCCGACUCAGAUGCUGAGGUGGAUGGUGUGGAUGAAGAGGAGGAAGAUGAAGAAGGAGAAGAUGAGGAGGACGAAGAGGAUGAGGAUGGUGAAGAGGAAGAGUUUGAUGAUGAAGAGGAUGAAGAUGAAGACGAAGAUGUAGAAGGGGAAGAAGACGAAGAUGAAGUCAGUGGGGAGGAAGAAGAAUUUGGACAUGAUGGAGAAGUUGAUGAAGAUGAAGAAGAUGAAGAUGAGGAUGAGGAUGAAGAGGAGGAAGAAAGCGGGAAAGGUGAAAAGAGGAAGAGAGAAACAGAUGAUGAAGGAGAAGAUGAUUAAGAAGCUAAAUGACCUGCAGAAUCCGAACUGUUCAGUAUUGGUUGGACUGCUCAUGGAUUUGGUAGCUGUUUUUUUUAAAAAAAAAACAAAAAACAAAAAACAAAAAAAAAGUAGCUGUGAUACAAACCCCAGGACACCCACUCACCCAAAGAGCCAAAGAAUAGUUCCUGUGACAUUCCGCCUUCCUCCAUUUAGUCCCUCUUGGUAAUCCACCACCAAGCUUAGGGACUUUACCCCAACAAAAUUGUAAGCGUUGUUAGGUUUUUGUGUAAGACUCUUGCUGUAGCGUGGAUAGCUGUGAUUGGUGAGUCAACCGUCUGUGGCUACCAGUUACACUGAGAUUGUAACAGCAUUUUUACUUUAUGUACAACAAAAAAGCUUUGUAAAUAAAAUCUUAACAUUUUGGGUCUGUUUUUUCAUGCUUUUCUUUUCAAUGAAUUUUUUUUUUAACAUUAGGACAUUUUAUGUGACAACUGCCAAAAAAGUAUUUUUAAGAAUUUAAGUGAAAUAAACACAUUACUCUUUGGUAAA